AUGAGCACUGCACAAACACCAAGUAAUAUAACUCCACCUAAUCGACCAACCUUAUCAAACUCUUCCUCGUCUUCUUCUAACGACAUCCUUGUCCCACAACGUACUGCUCCCCCGCCACCAACUAAAUCUUUGCAUACUUCUCAAAUGAGUAGCGGUACAUCUGGCGUAAGUCAUAACGGGAGUAUAAGGUCCACGUCAUCAUCGUAUAAUCGUCGUGGUCCACCACCUCCAGGUAAGAAAUCAACGAGUAUGGGACCACCCGCUAAACCGACCCGUGGUCCAACAACUUCAAUAUCAACCCAGAAUUUAAAUCGGAGUCCAUCGGCUAGUGCUACAAUGACUACAACAAAGGCGAGCUUAAGUUCUCCCGAUAACAUGGUUUCUCCUACCUCGCCGAAAUACGGUCAAGGGGCAUCGAAUUAUAGUUCGAUUAAGGGGCCACAAGGGAUUAAUAUCCAUGGGGACCCUAUACAACCAGAGAAAGAGGGAAACGGAAAUAGGUCAACAAUUAAAGGGUUCGAGAUUUCUUCACCAUAUGAUCCGGUACAUUUAACUCAUGUUGGAUUCAAUCAAGAGACAGGAGAAUUCACGGGUUUGCCAAAAGAUUGGCAACAAUUAUUACAGGAGUCUGGUAUAUCGAAGCAAGACCAACAAGCACAUCCACAAGCUGUGCUGGAAAUUGUCAAAUUUUAUCAAGACACUAGAGGUGUUAGUAAUCCGAAUAAUGUAUGGGAGAAAUUCAAUCAUGCAAUAGUUCCUGAUACAUCGCCACCUGCAAGUUUACCAACUUCACCGCAUAUGAGUGAAAAAAAAUUCGAAACCAAAGCAUUCGAAAAUCCUAGAGUUGCACCAGCGCCACCAGAUCCAAAGAAAAAACCACCGCCACCUGUAGUACCAGCAAGACCUCAUAAUCCCACUACAACAGUCAAGACAUCACCAGAACCUCCUAGACUUCCUCCAAUAACUCCUUUGCCGCCGCUUGAGAGUCGUCAUCCUGGUCCAACUCCACCUCCCAAACCAACUACUAAGCCACCACGUAAAGAUCCUAGUCAAGCACCUUUAGUCCCCGCACCACCUAAAGUGCCUCCGCCAGUACUCAGCUCUAGUCCAAUAGUAGCAAAACCGCAGCAACAUGGCGGUAGUGCACGACGACCACGCAAAGGAGCCAAAGAAUCGGCGGAUGUAAUUGAGCGAUUGAAAGCUAUUUGUACAGAUGCAGAUCCAACAAAAUUAUACAGAAAUCUUGUAAAAAUUGGUCAAGGUGCAUCAGGUGGUGUUUAUACAGCAUAUCAAGUUGGAACUAAUCUUUCAGUAGCUAUUAAACAGAUGAAUCUUGAACAACAACCGAAAAAAGAUUUAAUUAUCAAUGAAAUUUUGGUUAUGAAAGAGUCACAACAUCGAAAUAUUGUCAAUUAUAUUGACAGUUUCUUGUGGAAAGGCGAUCUAUGGGUAGUGAUGGAAUACAUGGAAGGUGGUAGUUUAACGGAUGUUGUAACAAGUAACAUAAUGACAGAAGGUCAAAUCGCUGCGGUUUCCAGAGAGACUCUGGAAGGUUUAGCACAUUUACAUUCCAAGGGAGUCAUUCAUAGAGAUAUCAAGAGUGACAACGUACUAUUAGCAUUAAAUGGGGAGAUUAAAUUGACCGAUUUCGGAUUUUGUGCGCAAAUCAAUGAAUUACACAGUAAGCGCACCACAAUGGUAGGUACACCAUAUUGGAUGGCACCCGAAGUUGUGACACGUAAAGAAUAUGGUCCGAAAGUAGAUAUUUGGUCACUAGGGAUUAUGGCAAUCGAAAUGGUAGAGGGUGAACCGCCAUAUUUAAAUGAAAAUCCGCUGAGGGCUCUAUAUUUGAUUGCAACAAAUGGAACACCUCAGUUACAAAAUCCAGAAAGUCUGUCACUUGUUUUCCGUGACUUUUUGAACAAAUCGUUGGAAGUCGAUGCUGAAAAACGACCGACUGCAGUUGAGCUACUUAAGCAUCCAUUCUUGCAAAAAUCAGAACCACUGAGAUCGCUUGCACCGCUCAUCAGAGCUGCGAGAGACAAUGCAAAAAGAUGA
This is a messenger RNA of Ambispora gerdemannii, 2058 nucleotides long. NCBI's taxonomy places the organism in Eukaryota, Fungi, Glomeromycota, Glomeromycetes, Archaeosporales, Ambisporaceae. The record is from the annotation of a GenBank genome assembly.